Molecule: messenger RNA, 3136 nt
Organism: Cuscuta campestris
Lineage: Eukaryota; Viridiplantae; Streptophyta; Magnoliopsida; Solanales; Convolvulaceae
Source: the annotation of a GenBank genome assembly
AAAAACAUACCGGAGCAAAAGAGAGAGAGGAGAGCACGCAGGAGAUCUGCUCUGAAAUACUGCUAAAUUAUAUAGAGCAGAAAGAUCUCCUUUUCCCUGCCCCGAUCAGAUCGGAGUCCACCUUUAAUCGACGCAGAAUUUAGGGUUUUAAUUGCAGAUCCUUUCGUCGUGGGCACGUUCCUCUCAAUCACGAUUUUCAAAUAUUUUGCAAGCCUAAAACCCGAUCCGGCGGAAUCCGCAAUCCAUUCAUUUCUUAUCUCUUCCCGUCUUGAUACAUUCGUAUGUGCGCGCAUACAGAUUUUAAUGUACGUAUGGUCCGUGCCGACUGCCGUCUGGUAGAAACUGGGGUUUGAUUUCAGGGUUUAAAAUAAAAGAAUCUUGAAACGUUAUGAGGAUUCAAAUCCAUUGGGCAUAAAAUAUAUUUGAAUUGGUCCAAUGGCGUCCGUCCAGGUUCUGCGCAAGCAAGAGCAUUUGGAAGCGGGGAAAAAGAAGUUAGAAGAGUUUCGGAAAAAGAGGGCAGCAGAUCGGGCUAAAAAGACAGCAUCUACUAAUCAAAUCCAUGCAUCUGAUGGGGGUUUAGAGAGACAAACUCUAGAUACAGAACGAAUACAAUCAGCUCCUGAUGGGGCAGGCACAUCAAAUGCUGUUGCAGUACCAGAUGUAAAGAGCGAUUUUAAUGAAAGUGAACUUCCACAGAAUACCAACUCUGGUACUUCCAAUUAUGCAAGUUCUGCUUCAUCAUUUGUAGCACAUAAUGAUGAUGUUGCAUUUUCUAUCUCAGAGGUCUCUGGUUCUAAAGUUCCAGAAUUUCAUGGCAAUGACGUUUCAAAAUUUUUGCCACUUGGAUACCAUAGUGAUCAUCCCAAAAUGGAAGCUGAACAUGAUAGAGAAGCAGGAAGUUUUGCAUUUGAGAGUGCAUCUGAUCAUUUUGCAGAUAACACUUUACUGCCUUCUUUUUCAAAUGGUGGCAGGGUUUCUAGUAGUUCUGAUUAUAAUGGUCGGUAUAGUGCUGUUUCAUGGUCAAACAAGAGCAGUCUGAAAGAUCUUUCAGCUGUUAAUUUCACUCCUCAUACUUUGGCAAAUGAUUCACUUGAGAACUCUGCUAGCUCCCAUCUGCAGCCAGAGAAGGCUAGUGUUACUGAUCAUUGGGGUCAGACAUUUUCUUCACAUAAAGACUCCAUGCCACCUAUUGCAAGCCCCACUGAUAUUACUCCUCAAGUCGGACAAACAAAUGGUGCCUUCCAACAUGAUUAUUCUGUUCAUCCUGAUACUGGAUAUAGCCUGUUUGGUGGAUCUGCUUCUUACAUGGACAAUGCUUCAACUCAGUUGGCAUCUGAUGCCACACAUGGCGGAUUCCGUUUUAAUGCCCAAAGUUCAUAUAAUAAUGCACAGAUAUCUUCUCCGUCAACUGGGAUUGUUUCUAGGAAGCCCCGCUCCUCAUUUCUUGAUUCAAUUAACAUUUCAAGAGUUCCUGUUACACCCUCUCCUCUUGCUGAAACAGUGAAUUCUGAUACUUCUAGCUCCAAGGUUCAUCCAAUGGACAAUUUGGCAUCUCCCACUUCUGAGAGAUAUAUGAAUUCUUCGGAUGCAUCUGGUAAUGGGCCUGAAAUGUUUAAAUAUGCCAUUGCAAAAUGUAUGGAGACCAACCAUGGUUUUCAUUCACAAAACCAGAAUGAAGACUUUGCUGCACUUGAACAGCAUAUAGAAGAUUUAACACAAGAGAAGUUCUCUUUGCAACGCGCUCUUGAGGCUUCACGAUCAUUAGCAGAGUCUUUAGCUGCUGAAAAUUCAGCACUCACAGAUAGUUAUAACCAACAGGGAGGUGUUGUUAAUCAGCUAAAAGCUGAAAUGGAGAUGCUACGGGGGGAGAUUACUGCAAAUCUGGCUGAUCUUGAAGCUGUAAAGGUGGAAUAUGCCAAUGCCCAGCUUGAAUGUAGUGCGGCUGAUGAACGCUCAAAGCUUUUGGCAUCUGAAGUGAUCAGUUUGGAAGAGAAGGCACUUCGGCUGAGAUCAAAUGAACUUAAAUUGGAGAGGGAGUUGGAAAAAUCACAAGCUCAAUUUUCUUCUUUCAAAAAGAAAAUUGAUAGCCUUGAAAAAGAACGUCAAGAUCUCCAUUCAACUGUUGCUGCUUUACAAGAAGAAAAGAAGCUGUUGCUGUCAAAACUACGUAAAGCAUCCGGCAGUGGCAAAUUAGGCGAAACUACCAGGCAUUCACCCAAUAAAGUAGAUGUGUCAACGUCUACACAGGAUCUUGAUGACAGUGAUGGCAUGACUACCGCCUCAGAUGAUCUAAACCCAGGAGGCCGGAGCACUGCUUUAAGUGCUGAAUCCUCCAGUUUUCCUUUUCCGCUUGAUGAUGGACAGCUCAGUUUUGAAGGUUCAGCGGUGUUCAUUCCUCCUGAUCAUAUAAGAAUGAUCCAAAAUAUUAAUACAUUAAUCUCCGAGUUAACUUUGGAGAAACUAGAGCUAACGAAAGCCUUCUCUGCUGAAACAUCCGAAUGCUCUAAACUUAAGGAGUUAAACAAGGAGCUAACCAGGAAGCUUGAAUCUCAAACACAAAAGUUGGAGCUUUUAACUGCUCAAAGCAUGGCCACUGGUAAUGUUCCAGUAAGACAACCAGAAAGAACUAUCCAUGAGAACCCCACGACUUAUGCAGAUGAAGGCGAUGAGGUGGUUGAGAGGGUAUUAGGAUGGAUCAUGAAGCUGUUUCCUGGAGGGCCAUCGAGACGACGAAGCAGCAAGCUUCUGUAGUAGUUGUCAUGAAAGACAGAUUCACCGAAGCUCCUCCGCAAUAUCUCAAGCCUUGUAAUUUUUGAUAGCCACAAGUUUGUAAUUUAUCGGCGAUCCAUACAGACGAUUCUUUUUCUCCUAUAAGUAAUUCUUUCAGAAGUCACAAUGGAAGACGAGAGUGGCAAAUGUGACAAGAAAAAACGUCACCAGUUAUGCAUUUGAUGAGGAGCUAUGAAGUUGUGCCAAUGCAAAGAUGUACUAUAGACAGCAAUGUAUACACAUAUUGAAUCAAGUGAAAGAAAUCCAUUCAUGUUUUCAUUUGCAGAGUAAUAAUCUGCCUUUGUUGUGUUCCAGUUACUUGGAUAGGUAAUACUCUCCCCCCUCCAAAGAAAGGACACAGUUCAGU